Messenger RNA from Rhodamnia argentea, 1643 nucleotides. RefSeq lists its product as uncharacterized. Lineage: Eukaryota; Viridiplantae; Streptophyta; Magnoliopsida; Myrtales; Myrtaceae. The record is from RefSeq and is a predicted model, not a curated record. The coding region runs from base 137 to 1327 and encodes 396 amino acids. Gene Ontology annotation, cellular component: membrane. The transcript is spliced from 10 exons.
AGAAAGAGAAAAAAAAUACAAUUGGUUUGAAUGUGCCAAUCGCCAAAUUGGAAUGGUAAAGAUGAAUGACCAUUGACCUACCGUCUCGCAUAUCACCGCCACUUUCAAUCCAUCGCUGAGAAUCUUCGAUGUGCGAAUGGCGUCGGCGGAGGCGAAUGAAGGAGAUCGCGCGGUGGAGCUGAUCGUGAGCGACGCAUCUUCACCGUCGGAAGCCGCUGCCGCUGCCGCCACCGAUGUUAACGGCGAUGCUCCCGAGAUAACGCCUCUGUUGAAUCAGUCCGAGAAGCCUAAGAUCAACAUAUUCGCCAUCUCCUAUCCUCAACGAAAACCUAGGGAGCAAAUAAUCAGAUCACACGAUGCCGAGGUGUCUCCUGCAGUUCAGUGUGCUUUGUGGGUGUGGAGUGGAUCCAGAUACUCUGGUCUGUUGUGCAUGGCUGCGUCAUCUAUGAUCUACUUUUUGAUGGAAGCUGUUUCUGACGCUUUCUCUGCUCAGUCAAUUCCAUUGUUUGAGACCGCAUUUGCCCGAUGUACGCUAAUUUUGAUAUCAUCGUAUCUGUGGUUGAGGAAGGGUGGACAGCCAUUAUUUGAGCCCAAACAUGCUAGAAAGCUUUUAUUUUCAAGAGCUCUACUUGGAUAUCUCUCACUAAUGAGUUUUAUUUAUUGCAUUCAAAGAUUACCUUUGUCUCAGGCCAUUAUUUUGAGCUUCACAACUCCAAUUAUGGCUUCAAUAGCGGCGAGAAUCAUAUUGCGGGAGAAGUUGAGAAUUGGGGAUAUAGGAGGUCUUGCUUGCAGUUACUUUGGUGUGCUUUUUAUCUUCCAGCAGAUGCUUGUCACACAAGGGGUAUUAAAUAAAGCUGGCAAAGUACAAGCUUAUGUUAAGGGAAGUCACCAUAUAUUGGCAGUGCUAGUUGGCUUAUUUUCGGCAAUAACUGGUGGAAUCAGCUAUUGUCUUAUUCGAGCAGGAGCCAGAGAAACGGAUCAACCUAUGGCGACUGUGUUUUCAUUUGCCUUGCUGGCUAGCCCUGCUGCUGGACUCUGCACGUUUUCGUUUGAGGAUUUUGUGCUGCCUAGCUAUUACACAGUUUUCCUUAUGGUGGUAUUUGGUGUGCUGGCCUUUCUGGCAGAGCUGUUAUUGGCGCGGGCUCUUCAGCUUGAAAAGACUAGCAAAGUUACAAACAUCCAGUUCAUUGAGGUUGCACUAUCACAGUUUUGGGGAAUUGGUUCACGAAGACUAUCCCCAUCUUUUGGGCGGCUUGUCGGGUGUUUUCUUGUCCUAAUUUCAGCGUGCAUCACCAUGUACAGCGGACCUGAUAAAGAGACUGCCUGAGGCGAAACGAUAACAAAGGCAUUCAUUUAGUUCCGUUUCACAAGCAAACAUUCGCCGAUCAUAACCAGGUGCGCUCAUUCCUUGUAACCGUUGUAAAAUGUCGCAUUUAUUACCUGUAAUCGGCUUUUCACUCUUGGCAUUUGCGCCCUCGCCGUCUUUCAAAGGCAAAAAGGCCUCUACUUUUUGUAACGAGAAGGUCAGGAGAAGAAAUAUACACGCUCGCUCUUUUGGAGCAUGUGCUUACAGAUCCUGAAGUGAUGUUCACUUCGCAACAUGUUGAAUAGAGAGUACGCUCCCUGCUCUCGUAUUUUGCCUC